Molecule: messenger RNA, 720 nt
Organism: Gamsiella multidivaricata
Lineage: Eukaryota; Fungi; Mortierellomycota; Mortierellomycetes; Mortierellales; Mortierellaceae
Exons: 2
Coding region: 61-510 (149 amino acids)
Biological process (GO): sterol transport
Molecular function (GO): sterol binding
Source: RefSeq, a predicted model, not a curated record
AGCCAACAUCUCUCUUCUCUUCCAAGAAAAAUAACCCAGCCCAACCCUCCAAGACCAACCAUGAAGUUCUUCGCUGCCAUCGCUGCCCUCGUCGUUGCCGCCGUCGCCAACGCCCAGUCGCCCGCCUUCACCAACUGCGCGACUGGUGCCACCGACAUGACCGUCUCCGCCUUCUCGGUCUCGCCCUACCCUCUCUGCAUCGGCCAGAACGUUUGCGCUUCCGUCACCGGAACCCUGAGCACCCCCGUCAUUACUGGUGCCAAGCUUGCCAUCACCGGCAGAUACGGUGGACGCGUCGUCUACACCGACAACCAGGACCUCUGCACCGUCCUUGCUGCUUCAGGACACCCCUGCCCCGUUGCCACCUCGGUCACCAGCAUCACUGCUUGCGUCUUGGUCAAGACGACCGCCCCCGCCAACGUCCCUGUUGCUCUCGUCAUCCAGGCCACCAACGGCAACGGCAAUGUUCUGUUCUGCCAGACUGCCACCGUCACCGCCAAGGUCUGCUAAGCUGCGACCGUCAUCGCUCGGAUCUGUUCGGCUUGAAGUGCUGCUUAGUCUUCUUUUCCGUUCUUCGAGGAGUAGAUUAUUGGGUUGGCUCCCGCACAUUCUGAGCGCACCAUAAUGGCGUGUAGUGUAUCUAAGAAACAACAUUACAUAUUAUACAAUGGAUCUUGUAGAUUAUCUCACUGGUGAAAUAAAAAAAAAAUACUUGAUCUA